AUGAACACUGACUCCGAGUUUUCAUAUAUCCUGUCGGUCGUCCUGGCGCUGUCAAACAACCUCGGCUCCAACACGGGUGAAGUACUCCGUGCUGCCUCUCAGAUCACACCCGGGGAUUUCGAGAGCUGGUACUCCCAGUUCAACUACCUCGCAGGGCAGAUCGAGGCCCAAGGCGACAGCACCACCUCUCCGAUCGGCCAGCUAGAGUCGUAUUUUCACGCAUCGUCAUAUUAUCGGACGUCACCAUUCUUCCUCAUUGGUAACACUACCGAUCCACGGCUCCUCAGCGCAUGGGACAGCCAGUUGAGCAACUUCGCCAAGGCCAUCGAGCUGCUCCCGUUCCCCGGCGAGAAGCUCACCAUCCAAGGCCCGGGCUUCACCAUCCCGGCCUACUUCUACCCGGCCGACACGUAUUGCUCCCCGUCAAAGAAAGCCAAGCGCGCCUGUGUUGACUCGGCCAAACGCCCAACCAUCGUCGCCGUAAGCGGUUACGACGGCAGCCAGGAGGACCUAUACCACGGAAUCGGCCGCCAGGCCACCUCCCGGGGUUACAACUUCAUCUCCUAUGAGGGCCCAGGCCAGCCCACCGUGCGCCGCGAGCAAGGCCUCGGGUUCAUCCCGAACUGGGACGCAGUGGUGUCGCCUGUGGUCGACUACCUGCACACGCGCGACGACGUCGACACGGACAAGCUGAUCCUCCACGGCCACUCCUUCGGCGCCAUCCUCGCGGUGCGCGCCGCCGCGGUCCUGCAGGGGCGCUUCGCGGGAGUCACCCUGGUUGACGGGCUGUACAACCUGCAGCAGGUCCUUCGGGAGCUGUUCCCCGCGCAGCUGAUCCAGCUUUACGACGCGCGCAACGAGAGUGCCUUCAACGCUUACACGCAGGCUAUCUAUGACAGCGGGCUGGCGCCCACGAGCUUCAAGUGGGUUGUGAACCAGGGCCGCUGGGCUUUCAACACCAAGUCUUACUUCAACUGGUUUGAUCAGCUGGGCAACUACACCAUCGGCGGGUUCGCGCAGAACCUGACGGUCCCUGUAUUCGUGGCUGGUGCCGACCAUGAUACUGCCGGUCUAGAACAGGCGCCCGCCGCGGCGGAGAUGAUUGGGGUCGAGGCGACGUUCCAUCUGUUCCAGUCCAACACUGGUGCUGGAGAGCAUUGCCAGAUAGGUGCAGAGAGCCAGCUUGGGCUGACUCUGUAUGACUGGGUUGCUAAGGUGGUGGGCUAG
This is a messenger RNA of Diaporthe batatas, 1227 nucleotides long. RefSeq lists its product as uncharacterized. NCBI's taxonomy places the organism in Eukaryota, Fungi, Ascomycota, Sordariomycetes, Diaporthales, Diaporthaceae. The record is from RefSeq and is a predicted model, not a curated record. The transcript has 2 exons. Bases 1 to 1227 code for a protein of 408 amino acids.